ACGCCCCGCAUCUAUCGUUCCUUUCGGAUUUUCCGCCGCAAAGGGAUUUUUGCUAAUGUGCAUCUAAGAGCGAAUAUUUUUUUCACUUGCUCCUUUGUGGACUCUAAAAAUGGGAAGAUUAGACACACUGAGAGAAUUUAAUUUAUUGUCAUGGAUGAGAGAGGAAAGACAAUCGAGGAAGUUGAUCCUGGUCAUCGUUUUCAUCGCCUUGCUGCUGGAUAAUAUGCUUCUAACGGUGGUCGUCCCCAUCAUCCCUAGCUACCUAUACACAAUUGAUGAUGCAGCAGCCAACAUGGCCAAGAAUCAAACUACGGCCUCCCCACACACCCCUUCUGGAACCUUCCAGACCAUCGUGUCCCUCUAUGACAACUCUGUCAGGGUAACCAGCGGGGGCCCAAUGGACUCCACACCCAUACCCUUGGGUCAGACGCAGGGGGUCUCUUCUUCCACCUCGGCUCUCACACCCCAUAACUCCACACAGCCCGACUGCCCCAAAGCAGACGAUCAGCUGCUCAAUGAGAAUGUGAAAGUGGGACUACUGUUUGCCUCCAAGGCCACUGUACAGCUCAUCACCAACCCCUUCAUUGGGCCUCUCACCAACAGAAUAGGAUACCAGAUCCCCAUGUUUGCCGGGUUCUGUAUUAUGUUCCUGUCAACCAUCAUGUUCGCCUUCUCAUCGAGCUACACUCUGCUGUUUCUGGCCAGAUCCCUGCAGGGUGUGGGCUCCUCCUGCUCCUCUGUGGCUGGGAUGGGGAUGCUUGCCAGUGUGUACACAGAUGAUGAGGAGAGGGGAAAUGCCAUUGGGAUAGCCCUCGGUGGUCUCGCCAUGGGUGUGCUGGUGGGCCCACCAUUUGGCAGUGUCAUGUAUGAGUUUGUGGGGAAAACGGCACCAUUCCUCAUUCUGGCUGUUCUGGCUGUGCUGGAUGGAGCACUGCAACUGUUCAUUCUCCAGCCCUCAAAGGUGGAACCAGAGAGCCAGAAAGGGUCUUCACUAUGGAGUCUUAUGAAAGAUCCAUACAUACUCAUUGCUGCAGGAUCCAUUUGUUUUGCAAACAUGGCCAUCGCCAUGUUAGAACCAGCGUUGCCUAUUUGGAUGAUGGAGACCAUGUGUCCAAGAAAAUGGCAGCUAGGCGUUGCCUUUGUGCCAGCCAGCAUCUCCUACCUUAUUGGAACUAACAUCUUUGGCGUCCUCGCGCACAAGAUGGGGAGAUGGCUGUGCUCUCUCAUCGGGAUGGUCCUCGUGGGGGUUAGCAUCCUCUGUGUCCCUUUCGCUAAGGACAUCUAUGGACUGAUACUUCCGAAUUUUGGUGUUGGUUUUGCAAUUGGCAUGGUGGAUUCCUCUAUGAUGCCAAUCAUGGGAUAUUUGGUGGACCUGAGACAUGUGUCAGUCUAUGGCACUGUGUACGCCAUUGCUGAUGUGGCUUUCUGUAUGGGCUUUGCUUUAGGUCCUUCCGCUGGAGGCGCCAUAGCGAAGAGCAUUGGGUUCCCCUGGCUCAUGACCAUCAUCGGCGUCGUGGACAUCCUCUUCGCUCCCCUCUGCUACUUCCUCAGGAGUCCUCCUGGGAGGGAAGAGAAAAUGGCCAUCUUGAUGGACUCUAACUGCUCGAUGAAGACCCGAUCAUACUCAACACAGGGGAACACAGAGCACGAAGAGAUGGAGACAGAGUACGAUGAGUAUUAAUGGACACCAGACAUGUAUGUUACCUUCCAGAGGAUCUAUUUUGUUGUACAAAAACAGAGAUACAAUGAUUAUUAUUUUUUAACAGCAAGGCUGUUUCGUUGUGAAUGUCCGUCUUCACUGUUCUGUGUCAUUGUUAUUGUACGACUAGAGCAAACCAAAGUUGUUGUCAUUGCCCUGUGUUUAUUUUGAGCCUUAUCCAAUGGAAGUGGGGCCGUGUCAAAACAGGGUUUUCAUGGGCCGUAAUAGCAGACUGCUGUGUGUCAUAUUUACUGAAUAGUUCAGAUGAGGGUGGUAUUAUACAGUCGUGGCCAAAA
Molecule: messenger RNA, 1995 nt
Organism: Salvelinus sp. IW2-2015
Lineage: Eukaryota; Metazoa; Chordata; Actinopteri; Salmoniformes; Salmonidae
Product: synaptic vesicular amine transporter-like
Biological process (GO): xenobiotic transport; transmembrane transport; aminergic neurotransmitter loading into synaptic vesicle
Cellular component (GO): synaptic vesicle membrane; terminal bouton
Molecular function (GO): serotonin:sodium:chloride symporter activity; xenobiotic transmembrane transporter activity
Source: RefSeq, a predicted model, not a curated record